AUGACCAGUAUUGUAACGGCACCGGACGGUGCUAGAUUCACGUUAUUUUUCUCGAUACGAAGUCCAUUUUCAAACUUUCAUCCAUGUCGAAUGACUAUCAUCGACCAAAAUGAAGACAGUAACUACACUACAAUAUUUUUCAAUUCAACUGAACAGUAUUACAUGUAUCAUAAAGCAAUUUCGUUUGGUGAUCUGGAAAUUGCCGAUCAAAUACUCAGGGAACGAGAAGCGCGGAAAAUUAAAGCGCUUGGAAGGAAAGUGAAGAAUUUCGAUGCAAAUAAAUGGAACGAUAUUUGUGAAGACGUAAUGCGACGUGGUAACACUGAAAAAUAUACGCAGAACGAUGAAUUACGCAAGAAGUUAUUCUGCACUCACGGAAGUACAUUGGUGGAAUGUUCACCAAACGACAAGAUUUGGGGAAUUGGGAUGAGUAUCUUCGAUCCAAACGCCGUUGAUCCAUCGAAGUGGCGUGGUCAAAAUAAACUCGGACACAUUUUGACGAGAAUUCGUGAGGAUCUUUGGAAGAAACCGGAAUAUGCCCAGGAGGUGAAUGAAAUUGUGGGAAUGUUGAAAAAUUUCGAUGUGAUCGCAUGUCGACUAUUUCCACCACCAAAAGCACCGCAACGUCCAAUCAUAUCCCAGUCACCGUCUCCUUUCAUUCCCACAUCCACUCCAAGUAACAAUUCUCCGUUUCUGCCUACCGAUACCACUCAAAUGAUGAUGUUCGCAACACCCAUUCAAGCACAGUCACCAUUCUCAAUACCGUUGCCGCCUGAAACACGGCCGAAAAGUCCGAAUGCUGCAGAUUAUACGAAGUCUUCACCUAUACCCGAAAGCUUUUAUUGCUUCGAGAAAGAUCAAUCGAAAACGUUAAAUAAUAUCAUUCCUCCCGCAUCGAUUGAGAAUUCAACAAAGAUAGAAGAUGAGUUGUCGUACGAAGAAGAGAAACGAAGUGCAAGACGCAAUGGCAAGAAGGGUGAUGAACAACACGUGUUGAUGUCAAAAGAUGACUCUUCAUAUCGCUAUGCUCAUCAACAACAACAAUAUCCGCACUCAGCACCCAGACGCGGAAGGAAUCCAGAACCGAAAAGAAGACGUUUCGAAGGAGCAGACGAUGGUGAACCAAAACGUCCGCCGUCAACGUCUUCGUUUCAUCACUACCACAAUCUCAGAAGUCAUCAUUAUAAACGGAGUCGACGAAGUGCAUCCUACUCAUCAUCAAUGUCAUCGUCAAUAUCCUCUGAGUCAAGAAGCAGGUCGAGAUCUGGGUCAAGGCGAAAAACUCGCAAAGAAAGUGAUGAUACGGGAAGGAGAAGAUGGCGAAGGAACGAAUACGAAAGUCGACGACGAAGAAAAUCGUCGGUUGACGAUGAGAGCAGAUAUAUGAGUAGUAAGCAACGUUAUGAUUCAAGAACGAAUGGUCGCAGUGGCAAUCGGAAUUUAUCAGAUUCUGAUGGUGUUGCUUCAGCAGACAUUCGUCACAGUCAACGAAGGCGACAUCAAAGAAGAAGAAUGCACUCUGCAACUUCUUCCUCAUCGACAUCGGAUUCGUGUGCAGGCCGACGCUCUCCAAAACGAAAUAAUCAUUCGAAGCGUAGUCGUUUAACCAGUACUGAAUCAAAACAGUCGUUGAACGGGAAUGCAACGAAUGAGAAUACGGAGAGAAGGGUUGAAGAGGAUGACGUUAGACAUGGAGAUGAAUUUACGAGUUUAUUGCAAAAGUUACGUGAAAAACCGAGUGGUUUAUGGGAGAAGAGGAAUACGAGCGAAAAUGCCAUGUUCGUAUGCCAAUAA
Anisakis simplex (herring worm) is the source of this 1794-nucleotide messenger RNA. The record is from the annotation of a GenBank genome assembly. NCBI's taxonomy places the organism in Eukaryota, Metazoa, Nematoda, Chromadorea, Rhabditida, Anisakidae.